AUGGCCUCCAAAGAAGGCAACCAGAUUUUCAUCACUGUUAGGAGAGGGAAGCAAUACCCUCCCAGGACCAUCGAUGUCAGGAUCAAGUAUGAGCAGACCAUCCGCGACCUGAGGGAGGCUGCCGCCGCCUCCUUCGGCCUCUCCCUGGACCUGCUGCAGCUGUUCUGGAGGGGCAGGGAGCUCACCUCCGCCACCGAUGGGCUCACCCUCCUGGAGGCCAACCUCCACACCGGCUUCUCCCUGCAGGGCUACGACCUGAGCGAGGCACCAGACUACUGGCCGGCCGUGGUCCAAACCCCAGAGGGACUGGCCUUUGAGACUGUGGCUGCGGCUGCAUCUUGA
Auxenochlorella protothecoides is the source of this 342-nucleotide messenger RNA. RefSeq lists its product as hypothetical. Gene Ontology annotation, molecular function: protein binding. Lineage: Eukaryota; Viridiplantae; Chlorophyta; Trebouxiophyceae; Chlorellales; Chlorellaceae. The transcript is spliced from 3 exons. The record is from RefSeq and is a predicted model, not a curated record. The coding region runs from base 1 to 342 and encodes 113 amino acids.